GCCCCUGGCACGCGUGGAAUAAAAGGCCGGCUGCGAUCCUGUCAUGUUGGGUUGAUUGAUGUGGGAUAUCAUAUUCUCUCUUUAAUGCUCGCUUCUGACCACAAUAAUUCAUUCCUUUGUUGAUUGCCUGAGUUGACUCCUUAUCGUUAUGCAUCUUCGAUCCUUCCUGCUGGGCUCUGCCCUGGCCUCAUCCACUCUCGCUUUCGGCAUCAACGAUUUCUCCUGUCGCAGCGAAAAACACCCGAACCCCGUGGUCCUGCUGCAUGGCCUCGGUGCCACCUUCUACGAGGACCUGAACUUCCUGCAAUACUGGCUGCAGGCGCAGGGCUACUGCACAUUCGCUCAGACCUACGGCGACUACGACGGCUUCCCGUUCCUCGGAGGACUGAAGGCGAUCGCCGAAUCGGCGACCGAGAUCGCAGAUUACAUCCACGAGGUGGCGGAGAAGACGGGCGCCGACAAGGUAGAUCUGGUCGGCCAUUCCGAAGGCGCCUUCCAGACGGUGUACGUGCCGAAGUUCACAGACGGAACGUCGGAGCUAUUGGAUAAGCUGGUGGCGAUCGCGCCGCCGACCCGGGGGACGAAUUUCGGCGGCAUCUAUAACCUGGCCUAUGCGUUUGGGAAUCACUCGCGAGAGGCGGUCGGCGAGGUCCUGAAGACAGUGGGCUGUGCGGCCUGCGACGAUCUGGGUCCCGACGGGGACGCCGUGGAUAAGCUGAACGACGGCGAGCCCAUCGUGCAGGCCGGAAACAAGUUGACAGUGAUUGCGUCGAAACUGGAUGAAAUGGUGACCCCGACGUCGACCUCCUUUGUGCAUGAGGAUGGCGUCAACAAUGUCUGGGUCCAGGAUGAUUGCAAGUUGGACCCCGUCGGCCACAUCGGCGAGGCGUAUGAUCUGAAUGUCUGGAACCUGGUUAAGAAUGCGUUGGACGACACGCCGAAGCGCAAGUUCUUCUGCGUCUUGGGGUCUCCCGGGAAAUAAAGAGAUCGUCUUGAAAUUGUAUUGCAUUCUUUCUUUUCUCUUUCGGGACAUGAAAUCAUCUGCAUCGUGCAUGGCUAUCAUAUCAUAAUGUAUAAUUAUAUUAAUCAG
Aspergillus steynii IBT 23096 is the source of this 1090-nucleotide messenger RNA. RefSeq names its product esterase/lipase family protein. NCBI's taxonomy places the organism in Eukaryota, Fungi, Ascomycota, Eurotiomycetes, Eurotiales, Aspergillaceae. The transcript has a single exon. Gene Ontology annotation, biological process: lipid catabolic process. Gene Ontology annotation, molecular function: lipase activity. Bases 149 to 982 code for a protein of 277 amino acids. The record is from RefSeq and is a predicted model, not a curated record.